Manihot esculenta (cassava) is the source of this 736-nucleotide messenger RNA. RefSeq names its product diphthamide biosynthesis protein 3. NCBI's taxonomy places the organism in Eukaryota, Viridiplantae, Streptophyta, Magnoliopsida, Malpighiales, Euphorbiaceae. Gene Ontology annotation, molecular function: metal ion binding. Gene Ontology annotation, cellular component: cytosol; nucleus. The transcript has a single exon. Gene Ontology annotation, biological process: protein histidyl modification to diphthamide; tRNA wobble uridine modification. Bases 169 to 429 code for a protein of 86 amino acids. The record is from RefSeq and is a predicted model, not a curated record.
AAGACCGCCACAACGGAUCCGAUCCGAUUCCUACCGACCCGUUCAUAAAAUCCCAGAGCCGAUCGACUCCGCGCCUCGUCGUCUUCACUUUGUUUUUUCCAAUCAACUUACAGAAACACAGUGGAAAUCUCCUUUGUUUCGACGAAGGAAACCAAAGGACUUGGAAAGAUGUCGUACGACGACGUGGAGAUAGAGGACAUGGAAUGGAACGAUGAGCUUCAAGCAUACACUUACCCCUGCCCUUGCGGGGACCUAUUUCAAAUCACGAAGGAGGAUCUCCGCCUUGGCGAGGAAAUCGCCCGGUGCCCUAGCUGUUCCCUAUACAUCACCGUCAUUUACAACAUGGAAGAUUUCCUCGGUGACGACGAUAAAUCGAAAAAGAAGAAGAAUCUCGAGCCUGCAAAGCAGCAACCUGUCGCCGUGGCUUAAAGCAGAAACUCAAGCUUUUCGCUUCUUAAAUCUUAAGUUCUGGAGUCCAGAGGUUAAUUUCUUAGAGAUAUUUAUUUCUUUCCCUGAUAUUUUCGGCCUUGGUUUUGAUCGUUCUGACAUCAUAGCAUACAGAGUGAUAAUACUUUUGAGGGUUGUAACCAUAGACAAUUAGCAAAGAUUGAUCUUUUUUGCAUAAAACAUGAUUGGAUUUCGUUUGAAUCGGAGAAAUUCAGUCCUUUAAUCUGAAUUUUCUUCUUUGUUUUUUAAGUUAUAUUUUCCGAAAUUAGUAAUAUUGCUCUUAUAUGCA